Messenger RNA from Vespa velutina, 2829 nucleotides. RefSeq names its product dnaJ homolog subfamily C member 16 (gene l(3)80Fg). The record is from RefSeq and is a predicted model, not a curated record. The transcript has 12 exons. Bases 200 to 2650 code for a protein of 816 amino acids. Lineage: Eukaryota; Metazoa; Arthropoda; Insecta; Hymenoptera; Vespidae.
GUCAAUAUGGUCGUUCUAUGACUGUAUUGUGUAAUUUUGAUAUCAGCAUUUUAUUUGUGAAAUAAAUUACUAGUUUCAACAAAAAUGUACGAUUACUUCUUUAAGGAAAGCAGUGAUAAUUUUAUCUAAAAUCGAUUCAACGAUAAAGUGAUUGUCAUAGACGAACAUAUUAUACACAUACGCAAUUGCGUUACACAUAAUGUUAUUGAUUGAUAUUUUGAUGACCUUCGUAUCAAUAAAUAAACGGCCGAAUUAUGCUGUAAAAGGUGUGGGAGGCAUAUUACCAUUAAUGAAAUUCUCUAUUGUUUUGGUAACUCUUUUUGCGGUCUGUGAACUGUUACCUUUUACCGUUGGUGCGGAACAUUUGGGAAAUCCUUAUGAAAUAUUAGGCAUUCCAAGGCAUGCAACUUUACGAGAUAUUCGAAAGGCAUAUAAAAAUCUUGUUAAAGAAUGGCAUCCAGACAAAACUGAUCAUCCAGCUGCUGAAAAUAAAUUUGUGGAAAUAACAAAAGCUUAUGAGCUUCUUACAGAUCCUGAAAGAAGGAGAAAAUUCGAUAAUCAUGGGAUAACUGAGGAAGGCUUUCCUAGACAGAGGAGAGAAAGCAGUCAUGUAAAUAUGUUAGAUCCAUUGGAAGAAUUAUUCAGUGGAAAUUUUAAAUUUCAUUAUCAAAAUCGUGAUAUUGCAUUGUUUCAUAAAAUGAGCAUUACUUACAGAUCUUUUGAAAAUGUUAUAGUACCAAAGACUUUUCGGACACCAUAUUUAAUUUUAUUUUAUUCAGAUUGGUGUUUUGCAUGUUUACAAGUUGAACCUACGUGGCGACGUUUAAUCGAUGAAUUAGAACCAUUAGGAGUUGGUUUAGCUACAGCUCAUGCUGAAAAAGAAUCAUCUUUGGCUAGACGACUUGGUAUGCAUACUCUUCCUUGUCUUGUUAUUACGAUGGAUGGACGUACUAGUGUUUACAAAGAAUCGUUAUUUAGCGUUCAGAAAGUUGUUGAGUUUUUACGAAAUAAGUUUCCAUACAAGUUAAUACAAACUGUGAAUACUAACAAUAUAGAUGCUUUUUUAUCCGGUUGGGCAGAUAACAGAAUACGUGCAUUAGUAUUUGAGAAGAGAGAUUCCGCACGUUUGCGUUAUUUGCUCAUGGCAUUUUAUUAUAAAACACGUGUAGCUUUUGGCUUUGUACAGAUUGGAAAAUUAGAAACAGAGGCGAUCACGUCGAAGUAUAAAAUUUCUGGUGACUUAGAUACUUUGUUACUUUUUAAUGAAAAUUUUGAGAAACCUAUGGCAUCUGUUAGUAUGAAAGAUAUACCCACAGAAACAAUGCAUAAUGUAAUAGCAAGUAAUAAGUUCCUUGUUUUACCAAGAUUGUCAAAUCAAGCAGUGUUGGAUUCAGUUUGUCCUCCAGAAUGGCUCAGACCACGAAAACGAUUAUGUGCAGUUUUAAUAUCCCAACAAAAUAGUGCAGUUCAUGAUUUAGCUAGGCACAAAUUUAGAGAAGCAGCACUUGAAUCGUCUUAUAGUACUGAACGAGUUAGGUAUACAUACGUAUUUAAAGAUACACAACCAGAAUUUGUUUCUGCUUUAUCGGCCGGUGAAGGCAGUCCAUUAGAACCAUUAAUGCAUAUUGUUAUUAUAUGGAGGAGAGAUGCAAAUCAUUUAAAAUAUGAAUGGUUAUCUAAGGGAUGGUUUGAAGCAGCUCAAGAUGAAAGUCAAUGGAAUGAAACACGUCAUACUUUAGAGCAAACUAUACAAAGGUUGUUAUGUGCUUCUGAAGCUCUUCCAUACGCAGCUAUAGUAGGAGAGUUAGCAGAUGAACAUGCACAGGGAACUGUAGAUAGACUUAUAGGAAGAGCAUUAUUAGCUGUUGAUUAUAUAUCAGACAGCUUUACAAAAGAACAAAUUUUACCUUUAAUAUCAGUAUUAGCAACUUUGGUAUUGAUUGGUGCGGCAGGUUAUGGAAUGUCAUACCUAGUAAAAUUAGAAGAAGCAAGUGUACAAGCUGAGAAAGCACAGCACAAGGAAAACAUUAAUUCUAAUGUGUCACAACCACAGUUACGAUUACAUGAAUUACGUGCUGAAAAAUAUAAUGGACUUAUUCGCCUUUUGAAGCCAGGCUGUCGAACAAUUAUAUUGCUAGUAGAUGCUCAAAGUAGGUUAAAAUUACUGCCAGCUUUUCACAAAGCCGUGUGGCCUUAUAGAAAAAAUAAAACACUUAUGUUCGGACAUAUGUCAUUAGAAAAAGGUCUUGAUUGGUAUAAGAAACUUCUUUCAUUGACUUUGCCAGAACAAAAGGAACUGAAUAUAAAUGCAAGAAAUUGUGUAGGAACUGUAUUAUCUUUAAAUGGACAUCGUAAAUAUUUCUGUAUGUAUCAUGCUAAACAUCCAGAGAAUAUCAAAGGAAAAGGCUCAAAGCGUAUGGAGAGAAUAACUAAACAACUUAGUCAACGAACCGAUGAUGCAGAGGCAGGUGCAUUUAUUGGUUUUGAUAGUUCCAAUGAAUCUGAUAUUUCUCAAGAUGAAGCAAGUGGAGAUACUGUUUUAUAUCAUGAAAAUCUUCUGGAUGGAUUACCUAUGUGGCUUGAUAGAUUAUUUGAAGGUUUAACACAUCGUUAUUAUAUAAAUUAUUGGCCUGAAUUCACUGCCAAGUAAAUGAAGGCUAAAACGCGUUUUAUAUCCGAAUAUGUCCUUAAUAUAACAAAGUUUACCUAGUCAAAAAAAGUUGAAUGCCAUUGCAAGGUCUGUGAUCAAUGUUAAAUCAGUGUAUACAGAUCAAAUCCUGUAUAAAGAUACACAUGCAUUAACUCCAUAUUAAAUUAAAUAACUAGUUA